AUGCUUCAGUCCAACGGCCAUAAGUAUCUAGCGGCCAUAUCCCCCUACUCUAACAUCUUCAAACAACCCCACAUACCAGCCUCCUCCACAAUAACCGGCGCCGUCUACCUCUUCCGGCAUGGUAUCCUCGAGGUUUCCCACCAUGAUUACAGCGCCUACAUAGCCCCAUUCCUUAAGAAGCUACAAGGGCUGCAGGAGCAGGGAAGGCCGUUCGUGCGGGGCAACUUGGCUUUUCUUAGUAACUAUCGGAGCUGGAUUACAGCAGCGCAUGUGGGUACGGUAUCGAAGGCCGGCCUGCAGCAGAGCCAUGAUCUGGGGACUGCUUUUCGAAUACGAUAUAAGCAGUGGUUGACGCCGCCGUUGGGGGAGUCCGGGGAGAAUCCUACGUUGUCCGUGUGGACUGAUGAGGCGGCACGUUGCCAUCAGUCUGCGGUUGCUUUUGCGGACGCUUUCUCUGGGAAGUUGAAUGAAGCGUCUAAACAUUCCGGAGGCAGCCUUCAGCAAGUAGAUACCAAGGUCAAAGUGCUAGCCGCCGAGAAGGAUAGCAAAAGCUGUGACAAUAUUUGCUGGCACAACACCUUCCAGGUGGACCAGCAAGUGGGUGGUGAGCAAAUGAAGCAGCUCAUGGAUGUGACCACCUACGCCUCUCUUGCGCGCCUUGAGAAUGACUGGCUAGACCCAAUCACCAUGCCCUUGACCGCCCAAGAUAUCUAUUGCAUGCAGCUUCUCCACUGUUACGAUGUCGUCUCUGGGAGAGAGUCCCCCUUUAAUCAUUGCUUUGAUGCCGAAGACUGGGCCGGCUUCGAGUACUUACGAGACACGAAAUACCAUUUCAGCGAAGGUUAUGGCGCAAAGAAUAGCGGCCUGUAUUCCGUUCCUUGGAUGAAUGCUGCCGUGAGGGUUCUUUCUGGGCUAGACGGUCAAACAGGUGCAAGUCUACCCCUUCGGGUUGGCUUUACGCACCGCGAGGAGGUUCUCUAUCUCUGCUGCUUAUUGGGCAUCUGUUAUGAGAAAGAUUGGCAGCCGAGCCUGAAAAGGGUCGAUGCGGACCGCCAGUGGCGCGUCUCGCUUCUAGCACCCUAUCUAGGGCACGUGGGAAUAGAGACGUAUGUUGGCAGUUCUAAGCAGGAGCGUCUGAGGAUUAUCGUAAAUGGCGAGGUGAGGCCGGCGUUUUUCGGUAAUGUAGAGCCAGAUGAAGAUGGAGGAUACGACAUGAGCGAGGUCGAUGCAUGGACCCAGCGGAAAGUUCAGGAGUGGGAGAAGUUUGAGGGGGGUGCCUUGAAAUUCUUGGAUGAAGAGUGA
Messenger RNA from Letharia lupina, 1302 nucleotides. RefSeq lists its product as uncharacterized. Gene Ontology annotation, molecular function: acid phosphatase activity. The record is from RefSeq and is a predicted model, not a curated record. The coding region runs from base 1 to 1302 and encodes 433 amino acids. Gene Ontology annotation, cellular component: fungal-type cell wall. Lineage: Eukaryota; Fungi; Ascomycota; Lecanoromycetes; Lecanorales; Parmeliaceae. The transcript is spliced from 2 exons.